AUGCAUUCUUUUUACCGGCCGGCAGUUAUAUUUAUAUCUAUAUUGAUAACUGUGCAACCUGCUAAAACUCUUUACCGUUUAAUUUUCGAUGAUCCCGAUAUAUUUUGGAAUUGUCUUAACCGACCAAGAAUGCGUCAAAUCACUGACGCCAUAGACAUUAGUGGCCUGGAUAUUACUUACAAUGAUGAAGGCUUGCAUGUAAGUGGUUCAGCUGAACUUCUUUGGGAUAUACAGCAAACGGAUCGUAUAACGCUAAGACAUCGUUACGAACCAUUUCUAGUACACUUUAAUUUUGAAGACGUGCAAGGCAUCAAUAUGGAGGGACGAUAUAAAAUUGUAGGAAUUUUUGAAGCAUAUGAUGAAAACAACCAACCGCGACCUGACUCUCUUUGUGGCGAAGCUCCAUGUGAAAUAAUUAAAGUCUAG
Molecule: messenger RNA, 426 nt
Organism: Glossina fuscipes
Lineage: Eukaryota; Metazoa; Arthropoda; Insecta; Diptera; Glossinidae
Exons: 2
Coding region: 1-426 (141 amino acids)
Source: RefSeq, a predicted model, not a curated record